AUGAACGAUAAUACUGUAAAAGCAAUCGCAAAUGUUCUUGUUCCUCAAAAUUAUCUUGCAUUAGCAAAUGAUGCUAGGCAGGAACGUGAUAAACAGAUCAAAAUCUUACUAGAACAGCGGAAGUUACCACGAUCAGGAUGGAGCGAACCUAUGAUAGAAUAUUUUAUAAGCGAAAUAGCUUUGAUGGACAGCAACAAUUUUCCAUCACGUUGCGGAGUUGGUGAACGAGAAGGGCGAAUUAUUUGUGGCCUUGUCCGCCAAAGACAUUACAACUUUGCUCAUGGUAUUGGUCGUUCCGGUAAUUUAACGGACGCACAGCCAAAAGCUGCCGGUUCAACGAUCAUGGCCAAUCUCACCAAUAGCCUGGUGCGAGAUUUAAUCCGCUCGGUAGGAAUCCCGACUUGUACCCAUGCACUAGUUGUACCCAUGGCAACGGGUAUGACAAUGAUGCUUACCUUACGAGCCGUCCAUACGGAAAGACCUUCGUCACGUUUCGUCUUGUGGUCGCGAGUGGAUCAGCAAUCUUGCAUCAAAAGCAUUCUUGCCGCUGGACUAACACCAAUUAUUAUCGACAGUCUUCUAGAGGAGGACAACCGAGAAAUCGAAUUAUGCGUCCCGCGGCAGACGUAUCCGUACGCAACUGACCUCCAUGGAUUUGCUAGCAAAAUAGAAGAGCUAGGUGCCACCCAAAUCUGUUGUAUACUCUCCACCACGAGCUGCUUUGCGCCACGCGGUAGCGACGAUAUUAUAGAGCUGGGCAAACUUUGUCAAACGUACAAUAUACCACACGUGGUGAACAACGCAUACGGUCUGCAGAGCUCGUAUUUGUGCCACCAGCUAAAUCAAGGCUCUCGAACGGGCAGAAUUGAUGCGUUUGUUCAGAGCACGGACAAAAAUCUACUAGUACCCGUCGGAGGUGCUAUAGUUGCGGGAUUUAACACCAGCACAGUGGAUGCAGUUGCUCGUAUGUAUCCUGGACGAGCUUCCGGUUCCCAGUCACUGGAUGUCUUGAUGACGCUUUUGAACCUCGGAGUAGAAGGAUAUAAGAAGCUAACCGUGGAACGUAAACAAACACACCAGUUACUGCUGGAUGGUUUAGCAAAGCUAGCAGAAUCCCAUGGUGAGCGAAUUUUACCUUGCCGUAAUCCCAUUUCAAUAGCAAUGUCACUUGAUACGUUCCAAAAUGCUUCGAGCCGGUUGGAGAUGAUCGGUUCAAUGUUGCUGAAGCGGGGCGUAUCUGGCUGUCGGGUGGUAACCACCGCCGAUAGUAAAACCAUCGAAGGACAUUGCUUUACACGUUGGGGCGCACAUAGCUCGAGAGCCAGCACUCCUUACUUGACGGCUAGUGCUUCGCUUGGAGUCCAGCCGGCCGAAGUAUCAGCUUUUCUCGCCAAGUUGGAUGAAGUUUUACGUAAGUAUCGCUCUAAGCACAUGGCAUCUCAGAGUUAA
Molecule: messenger RNA, 1449 nt
Organism: Anopheles nili
Lineage: Eukaryota; Metazoa; Arthropoda; Insecta; Diptera; Culicidae
Product: O-phosphoseryl-tRNA(Sec) selenium transferase
Exons: 4
Coding region: 1-1449 (482 amino acids)
Biological process (GO): selenocysteine incorporation; conversion of seryl-tRNAsec to selenocys-tRNAsec
Molecular function (GO): tRNA binding; O-phosphoseryl-tRNA(Sec) selenium transferase activity
Source: RefSeq, a predicted model, not a curated record